Molecule: messenger RNA, 318 nt
Organism: Macrosiphum euphorbiae (potato aphid)
Lineage: Eukaryota; Metazoa; Arthropoda; Insecta; Hemiptera; Aphididae
Source: the annotation of a GenBank genome assembly
AUGGAAUCAGAUAAAUAUAUCUGUGUGCGUGAAAAGACUGGCGAUGUUGCACAAGUUGUUAUUGUUGAUAUGGCUGAUCCCCAAAAUCCAAUAAGGCGUCCAAUAUCUGCAGAUUCAGCCAUAAUGAAUCCAGCCAGCAAAGUAAUUGCACUGAAAGGAAAAGCUGGUACUGAAGGAACAGCUGCAUCUCAAAAGACCUUACAGAUUUUUAAUAUUGAGAUGAAGAGUAAAAUGAAAGCUCACAUUAUGCAUAAUUUUUGGAAAUGGAUUUCUCCCAAUACAUUAGCUCUCGUUACAGAAACAUCGGUUUUCCAUUAG